AUGGAGGAUCAGUGCAAGGUGUUGCACGAGAUGAAAUUAAAGGACUUGAAGGCCAAAGGCUAUCUGUUUCAGGCGAUUGAUAGAUCGAUCAUGGACACAAUCAUGAACAAGCAGACGGCAAAAGGAAUUUGGGACUCCAUGAGACAGAAGUAUCAUGGUACAACAAAGGUGAAAAGGGCUCAGUUACAAGCUCUUAGAAGGGAGUUUGAGCUUUUGGGAAUGAAAGAAGGAGAAAAGGUAGAUGAUUACUUUGCCAGAACUCUUACAGUUGUUAACAAAAUGAAAGCUCAUGAUGAGAAGAUGGAGGAUUUGAUGAUUAUUGAAAAGAUCUUGAGGUCGAUGACUGCCAAAUUCGACUAUGUUGUGUGUUCUAUCGAAGAAUCUAAUAAUCUCACGACCAUGAGCAUUGCUGAAUUGCAAAGUAGUCUACUAGUUCAUGAGCAGCGAAUGUUUAACCGUGCAGGUGGAGAAGAACAAAAUGAAUGCCCGGAUUGGGAGAAGUAUGCACACUGUGCAGAGUUGAUGACACAUGUUGAGCUCAACAAUGCCAGAAGGGAAGAGGUUUGGUUUCUGCACUCCGGUUUUAGCAAUCAUAUGACUGGCAAUAAGGAGUGGUUCACUCUGAUAGAUGAGCAGUUUCGACAAUCUGUGAAGCUCGAUAACAAUUCAAAGAUGACCGUGUUUGGAAGAGGUAAUGUCAGAUUACAUGUUGAUGGAAUUACACAAGUGAUCACUGAUGUUUACUAUAUGCCAGAAUUGAAGAAUAACUUGCUCAGCAUCGGACAAUUACAAGAGAAAGGAGGAGCAAUAUUGAUCUGA
Molecule: messenger RNA, 819 nt
Organism: Argentina anserina (silverweed cinquefoil)
Lineage: Eukaryota; Viridiplantae; Streptophyta; Magnoliopsida; Rosales; Rosaceae
Exons: 2
Coding region: 1-819 (272 amino acids)
Source: RefSeq, a predicted model, not a curated record